Molecule: messenger RNA, 1213 nt
Organism: Micropterus dolomieu (smallmouth bass)
Lineage: Eukaryota; Metazoa; Chordata; Actinopteri; Centrarchiformes; Centrarchidae
Source: RefSeq, a predicted model, not a curated record
UAAUUUGUUCAUGUGAUAGUGUAGCACGGGCUGCAUUACAAAAUGUCAAGCAAUUCAAUGGCAAAUUUGGCUGCAACUGGUGUCUACAUCCAGGGGAUAGAGUCGAGAAAGGUAAGGGAUAUGUUCAAGUAUACCCUUAUCAGGAAGAAGUAGCAGAACGCUGCCACACAGACAUGAUUGAAUGGGGACAAAACGGAGUGGUUGGUCAAAACUUUGGGGUGAAGGGGCCCACACCUUUGAUGUCACUGCCUUUUUUUGAUGUUGUCUCUGGAUUUAUUGUUGACUCCAUGCAUUGCAUUGAUUUAGGGGUGAUGAGACAACUGUCUACCUUGUGGUUUGAUAGUUCUUACCAUAGUGAGCCUUGGUAUAUAGGAACCAGAAUCAAUGAGAUAGAUAGGAAAAUGAAACAUUUUCAACCUCCAUCCAACAUCACAAGAUUGCCUAGAUCUAUCUUAACCAGAGCCUACUGGAAAGCCUCAGAAUGGCGUGCUUUUCUCUUAUUUUAUGCUCCAAUUGUUUUGAAAUCCAUUCUUCCAAGUAGAUUUCUUAAGCACUUCCUCCUUUUGUGCCAAGCAGUGUAUGUCUUGCAAACAACAUCCAUUACACAGCUGGAGCUUUUCUAUGCAUCUCAACACCUGAAUGAGUUUGUGUGUGAUUUUGAGACCUUGUAUGGUAGAUCCCACAUGACAUACAAUGUUCAUAUUCUACUUCAUCUUGGUGACAGUGUCAGAAACUGGGGGCCCUUAUGGUGUUACAGUGCAUACAGUUUCGAAGGGUGUAAUGGCUUUCUGUUGAAACUAUACAAUGGCACUCAAUCUGUACCCUUACAGAUAGUAACAUCUUUUCUCUUACUAAAACAAGUAGAGAGCACUGGCAAUAUGGUGAUGAUAAAUGUUCCACCUAAAGUAAGGCAGUUGUUUGACACAAUGCUAGAUGGCUAUAAUACAACUAAAAAUGCAAGAAGAGUGAACGGCACUGUGCUUUUUGGAAGGGGUUACUUCAGAGCUCUCAAUCUAUAUGAAAGGGAGGCUGUUGAACAACAAAUUGGAUACCCUGUCAAAGAUCAAGCUAUGUUUUACCACAAAGCAGUAGUUAACUCACAGAUAUUUCUAAGCAUUAAUUACAGAAGAAAACUUAAGAGGGAUAACACUCUGGUUAGGAUAUCUGAUGGCAGUGUUUGCCAGAUAGUGUCUUUUGCCAAUGUUAGGAGUCA